Bombus huntii is the source of this 1644-nucleotide messenger RNA. RefSeq lists its product as uncharacterized. The record is from RefSeq and is a predicted model, not a curated record. The transcript has 2 exons. Lineage: Eukaryota; Metazoa; Arthropoda; Insecta; Hymenoptera; Apidae. The coding region runs from base 1 to 1644 and encodes 547 amino acids.
AUGAACCACCUAGUCAUCAUACUCACCCUCAUCAAAAUAACAUACGGCCUGGUAGGAUAUGACUGCAACGGCAACCACCUCAAUGUUACCACUAUCUCUCUAAACUCCAUCGGGGAUUGCAGCAUACAGCCUACAUUGACUGAAACCCAAGAUAUUUAUAUACAAUUACUUCAACUCUCAGAAUUUGAAUUUACCAACGUAAGGCAAUGCAAGGUGCAAAUAACUCGAAUUGUAUAUUACUGCGGCAUGCACUCUCACACGUCGGCAGUGCAUAACGGAUUCGCCGAAUACCUCCAUGAAACAACCGCCCAACAAUGUGCAAGGAUGCACCAAGACGGCACGUUUUCACUCGGACCACAAAACCUUAUAGUUGGUCUAAAGGAUAAUGCAACAGAAACAAGGUCGCUUGUCCUAGCCGGCAAGCUAACAGACGACGGCAGCUGCCAGGGAACACAGUAUGUAGACCCAUACGGGAGCUGGGAAAAGGUCGUCGUACAAGCAACAGUGAGGAUAAGUUUAAAAUCAGCAGUCGUGCCAGUACGGAUCGAGGCGAACAGAAUUCUACUGAAAUCAGGAACAGUAUGUACCUUUAGCGAAGGAAACUGUCUAGACGCUGAAGACGGAUACACUUAUUGGCAACCACAACCACCCUCACCAUGCAAAUUUGAUCAGUACGAUGUACUAUAUGAAGGAAUUGCUACAAGGAUCCAGGAAAUAAAAACCAACAGAGAAUCAGCACAAUCAGUUUACGCACUAACAACGCAGGAAGUAACAUUUGCACUGACUAAAACCGGAGAACAGCCACUGUGUGGAUAUACCCUACUAUCCACCGAACACCCCAAAUUGUUCCUAUUAGAAACAACAAGAGGAAAUACGUUCAUCUCCGAAAGAAAGACAGCAGUCGAAAACUUGGACAUAUUCGCAUACGUCAACUCAAAAUUCAUUUACAUAGAGAAACAUAUUAAACGACAAAUGACAACAUUGUACCAUGAUAUAUUGACACAAAGAUGUACCACGCAGAAGAAACUAAUAGAGAAUGCUUUAAGCUUAGUAAUCUUACUGCCCGAUGAAUUUGCCUAUACCAUAACCAAAACUCCAGGACACAUGGCCCUGAUCGCAGGAGAAGCAGUCCACAUAGUCAAAUGCAUUCCGGUACAAGUAAAGGUACGACAUACAACAGAAUGCUACUCGGAACUACCUGUUUGGCAAGGGAAUCGCACCGCAUUUUUAACGCCAAAAACACACAUUCUAACGCAACACGGAAACCACAGAGAAUGUAGCGCGGUACUACCUACACUAUACAAUAUCGACGGACUCUGUCACAAAUUCGUACCAAAACCCAUGGAAACAAUUGCACCACAGGAACUCCGCCCGGACGUACGUCAAACGUGGCAAUAUUCAGCACCAUCGUCGUUGGCCACGAGCGGAAUAUACACCCAAAAGGACCUCGACGCACUUCGGGACCACGUCAUGUUCCCGGCAGAAAAAUCUGCAGUUUUGAACACAUUGGCCAGAGGAGCAACAGGAAAAACAAUCGUCCCUGGAACAGAGCAAUAUGCGGCUCAGUUACCCACCUGCUACUAUACCUCAAAGGAAAACGAAAUAUCGAUGAUCAAACGGCACAACCUAGAGGAAUAUCGAUAA